This is a messenger RNA of Puccinia triticina, 1236 nucleotides long. RefSeq lists its product as uncharacterized. The transcript is spliced from 4 exons. The record is from RefSeq and is a predicted model, not a curated record. Lineage: Eukaryota; Fungi; Basidiomycota; Pucciniomycetes; Pucciniales; Pucciniaceae. Gene Ontology annotation, molecular function: sphingosine-1-phosphate phosphatase activity. The coding region runs from base 1 to 1236 and encodes 411 amino acids. Gene Ontology annotation, cellular component: endoplasmic reticulum membrane.
AUGACCGCGCCACUCGUCACUCCGCGGAAUCCUGCCAACACUGGCGCAGCGACUGUGACCACCUUCCCCUUCGCCAAAGCCCGUAUGCGCUACAAAGAGGACAGACGCCCGACAAUCCCAGAGCCCCUGAAGGACGAGUUCUUGCUUGACUUGCUGGCGCCGGCGGAGGCGCGUUUUCAAGCCAACCCGGGUGGUGUAACCUAUGCUAACUUGGCCAUGCCGGACGCCGAUGUCCUGACUGCUCUCGGAGCUUGGUUCGAUGACCUAUCAUCAUCCACCAAGCUCCGCAGCCAACCCGGCCAUGUCAGCAGUGCACCGAGCUCAUCGGGCCCAGUCAGCCUCCAGCCAGAUCACAUCUACCGUUCUCAGUUGUCACCCUGGCGGUUCAAGAUCCGGUCGGCAUUGUUAGUGACACUGAACAAGGAGAUGACAAUUCUAGAGUCAAUCCAGUGUAGCUACCUCUCCGGCCCGCUUGAUCGACUGAUGGUCCAUUCCUUGUGGCUUGGCUCUCACCAGUUCUUCAUCCUCGCCUUACCCCUGAUCUUCUGGCUUGGCAACCACCACUUCAAACGCUCCCCAGUAUAUAUCCUUGGCAUGUCCGUCUACUUCACUGGGAUCCUCAAGGAUCUGUUCUGUAUUCCUUGCCCCUAUUUGCUCCCGAUCCAAAGACUCGCUAUCAGCAAUUGCGCCUCCAAAUACGGGUUCCCGUUCAGUCAUUCUGCCAUUUCUGCAUCCACGUUUCUCAUGGGACUCCAAUACGCCCUUCAUGUCCAAUCGAUCGUCCAGAAGUUGACGCUCUUUCUUGGCCUGAUCCUCUAUGGAUUCUUGUUGGUCUUUGGGAGAGUAUACUGCAGGAUGCAUUUGAUCCAGGAUGUGGCCUGCGGCUGGACGAUAGGUGUUUUUGCAUGGACGAUCCAUCAAGUCUUUGGUGAAGUUGUUGAACGAUGGGCAACAAGCACGCAAGCAUCAGUCCCCCUCGUUUUGAUUGUCUGCGGUCUGAUCCUCACGGCUGCCCAUCCACAACCGGUAGACGAUUGUCCCUGUUUUGAGGACAGCACGGCCUUUGUUGCUGUCUCGGUGGGAGUGAUGAACUUCGCAAUGCUUGUGACACUCUAUCUCCCCAAGCUUGACAACAACGACUUCUCCUUGUGCCAACGAAUCCAAAUAUCUUUGAACAAUCACCCCAUCGCAAUCUUUGAUCUGGCCGACGACUUGUAUCAUGAUUGGACAAGUUAG